CCCAUUUCAAUUAUUGGGGCACCCAACUUGGCAGGUGUGAAGGAAGAUUCAUCUCCGGCCGCCGGAAUGUCCACCGGAGGAGGACCGUCUCUGUCGUGGAAGCUCAGGAAAGCCGCCAAAAAGUUCCUUCUCCGAACCUGCGGUGGCUCUUUCUCCCGGGGACGCCACUCCCCUGUUGUUGUCGACACCCCCAUCGCCGCCGCAGCUAGUGCAUUUCUUGAUUCUCCGGUCGUCGCAGAGCCGGCGAGCGAUUCUCCCCCAGUUACACCUUCCAAAUUUGCACCCCAAUCAGAUUCCAAUUCUUCUAAUAAGAAUCUGUGCGCCAUUUGCCUGGAACCAUUGGUUUUUAGCUCGAGCAAUGGGCAGGCCAUCUUCACAGCACAAUGCUCCCACGCAUUCCACUUCGAUUGCAUAUCUUCAAACGUAAGACACGGCAGCGUUUCUUGCCCCAUCUGCCGUGCCCUCUGGACACAGAUCCCCCGCAACCUGCGGGCCACAGCCCAUUGUUCACGAGGCGGUGAUCCUAUCCUACAGAUUCUCGACGAAUCAAUUGCCACUUUUAGGGUCAACAGGCGCCGUUCCCUUCUUCUAAGCUCACCCCAUUACGAAAACGAUGACCCCUCGACAUCUGGCCUCCCCAGACUCCAUUUCUCCUUGACAACUUCGCCUCGGGCCAACAAUAGAGCGGCGUGCCUCUCCGUGAAACUAGCUCGUCACCGUCACCCGGCCACUGACGUGGUCCUGGUGGCGAGCCCCGGCGGGCCCCACUACGUGACGCUCAUGAAGGAAGCGAUGGCGCGCGUCGUGUUUGCGCUGGGACCCGCGGACCGGUUGGCCAUCGUGACGCAUUCGUCCGCGGAACCGCGCGUCUUCCCUCUCAGGCGAAUGACGCCGUACGGGAAGCGCGAUACUCUACAACUCGUCGACCGGAUUUUCUACGCCGAGGAAGUGGACCCCGAGGAAGGGGUUACGGAAGGGGCCAAGAUACUGAGAGACCGUACGCACCGCCGAAACGCUCGCACUCUAAUGUUGCAUCUUUCCGACGGCGACGAAGAUGACAGCGCCCGACGUCCGUUCGGUAGUGGCGCGGUGGGGCCCGCAACCCACAACUUUCACGUGGGGUUCGGGUUCGCCAUGCACGAGUUCGAGGCGUUUCUCGGGAGAAUUCUCGGCGGUUCGGUCAGAGAGGUGCAGGUGAGGGUGGGGGAGGACUCGAGGAUCAUGAGGCUGGGGGAGAUCAGAGGCGGGGAGGAGAGGAGAGUUCCGGUGAAUCUUGGCGAGUCCGGGCGGAUUCGGGUGGAGUACAGCUACGAGGAGGCGGAGUUUGGCGACUCUUGUGUGAAGACGGGGGAGGUUGCGGUGGGGAUUCCGGAGAAAAGAGAAUGCAGUGAAGGCGGCGGCAGCCACCGCAGCACAGGCGGCGGCGUUGUAGAAAGGAGGCCAAGCAGCGGCGUUGAGAGCAGCUUGGAAUACUAUCACCAUGACCCUUUCAUGGCAAGAAGAUGGGCAAAACAUUUGCUUGGUUAUAGGGGAUGAAGAACUUCAUGUAGUAGGGAGGCCUAUUUCUUUCUUUCUUUCUUUUUUUGUUUCCUUUUAAAAUAUUGUAAAUAAGUGAUCUUCACGAGUUGUACUACUAGUAUUUUUUGCAUUUAUAUUCUUUUUAGUAAUACAAAUUGUAUCAACAAAGAAGAAGACUUCGAGCGUUUUUAAGAUCCAUGACUACAUGUUCAGUCAUAGGAAGGAUUUCUGUCUUCAUUUUUUUUGGAAGAGAAUGUCAAGAAUUGUGUUUGUAGUGUUGUGUAAUAUUUCACGACAAGGAUUAAAUUGACAUUGACCAG
This is a messenger RNA of Cuscuta campestris, 1838 nucleotides long. The record is from the annotation of a GenBank genome assembly. Lineage: Eukaryota; Viridiplantae; Streptophyta; Magnoliopsida; Solanales; Convolvulaceae.